UUGAACGAAACGAACACAAUAAAUUUUUCAAAUUGUGUUGAUUUGAUUUGACUCAGGCAGGAUCUCGUUUUAUUGGGGCGCUUUCAUAAUAAUUCUAUUUGUAACGUAAAUUGAACUGUAAUGUGAUAUUAUUUACAUUAAUAAUGAGUGCUUAUUUUGUAUCUUUAAAUGUGAAAUAUGGAAUGCGAUGAAUCUAACAGCCAUAAUAUACACUCGCAGAACGAUUCUGAAAAUGCAGAUACUGUUGAAAAGAACACUGAGGGUAGUCCAAGUGCAGUGAAUUCCAUAAUACUGGAUUAUUAUAAGAAGUUUGGAAGAAAAAGAGAUUUGGAACAGUAUUUUUCGUUAUCCACAGCGCAGGGUGAGGUUCGGGACCCAACGGGUUUGUUUUGGACAAGGAUGAAAUCUCAAAUUGAUUCCUCAGACUCGGGGGAAAAAAAGAGUGAAUCCUCUACAGAGCUUUGUAGAAUAUCUAUCAAGUGUACUGUGCCAGAACCAUCUGCUAGUUCUCCGGAAGAAGAGUCUAGAGACAAGAGUGAGUCUGUUUCACCACCAAUUAUUACAGAAGAUGUGACAAAAUAUAGUGACGGAGAAGAGUCAGCGAAGUCGGAUAACCAUUCACAAAAAUCUAUUGAUUUCGGUUUGGACACAUCAAUGAACAAACCAUUUUCACCAACAAGCAGCAUCACAUCUCAACGGAAACUCGAAUGGGACUCCUUAGCAGAUGUUGGUUAUGGUAAUGAGAGUGAUAGAAAGACCUCAGGUUCAGGUUUAAGCACCUUGGAAAAGCUAGCUUUAAAGCAACAGUAUUCAAAUAAUGAUACUAAACAAGACACUGACUUGGGAGCACCAACUGCACAUUCUACCUUUCUUGAUCAAGCUCAGGACAAAAUUAAAGACAAAAAGAGUUAUACAAAGAAAACUACUAUUCAUAAUCGAGACAUUGAUCUGGUUAAGGUUGAUUUACCCCAAGGUGAAAGUCACCAUCAGGCAAUCAGUGUGAACUUGACAAAACACAUUUCUUUUAAUGUUGAAAAAGAUGGUGGCAUUAGUAUAGGAUGUGUCAAAAAAGAUUUAAGAGUUACACCAGAAAAGGAAAAUUUGAGUCAAGCCCCAGAGUAUAAAGAUCUGAAUGUGACUCCAGAAAAAGUUUCUGUAGACACAGAAGUCACAUCACAAGUGAAAUUUGACAAAGAAAUACAAACAACUUUUACACUAAACAAAGAAACAGCUGGUCCAAGUGAAGACUCAAAUGCAAAACCAGUAUAUGUUCAUAAAGUGCCAGUUUUAAUCAAUUUAAAUACAUUAAAAAAGAGAAAUAAGAAGAAGAAACUUAGGACUGUUAAAAAGAGAUUAAAAGCUAGAAAAAGGUCAGAGGUAGACAAAGAGAAUGUACCAACACAAGAAAAAAGUGGAGCUCAAGUAUCAGAAGCCGAGAGUUUCGAAUAUAUGCCUGGUCAUAUGUAUAACCAAAAUCAAAAUCAAAGUGACCCUAAAUUUUCCAGUGGUGCUGGCAAUAAAUCCAGCCUUGAGUCUAGUGGGGCUCUCACUACAGAUUCAAGCAAGACAUUCAAACCUUCUUUCACAAAAGAUCUGGAGAAAUGUAUAGACAUGCUCAAAGUAGCAUUAAAACAUCGCUAUGAUGAUAAAACUUUGAAGAAAAAAUUGAUUACCGAUAUAGUGCAGAGACUGUUAAAAUCAAAUUAUAGGGAUGAUGACACCACAACAGAUUUUUUGUCAGGCUUGAGUUUUGGUAGUAAGAAAAUUGGUUUAAGCGAAGGACAAACAACAUCUAGUACAUCUGACGGGAAUCAAAGUGGAGAAAAAGGGAAAUUACCAAAGAAAUCAAUAUUAAGACUGGACAGAUUUAACUCUAGCGGGUUAGCUUCAACAUCUCAAAGUGCUCCUAAUCUACCAGUCGUAUCUACAAGUGAGAAACCAAUAUCAUCAAAAUUACCCAAAGUAUUUUCAUCAUCUAAUACAGAAUCUGAUGUGUCAAGUAAAAAGAAUUCUUCAGAUGUUGGUUUUGCUAAAACAUCAUCAGAAGAAUUAUAUCAAAAAUAUUUGGAAGCUCUUAAAAAAGAAGAGGCAUACAAAAGACAUUUGAAAGAUAAAGAGAAUUUCCUUAGACAUAAGCUAGUUAGUAGUGAUGCUGCCUUCAAAAUACCUGUACGUUCAAAUUAUAAAGGAAAUAGUAAGUUGCAGGAUUUACUUAAAGAUCUGACAAGAAAUAAUUAUGAUGAUGGGUCUGGGGAUGCAAGUAAAUUAGAAGGAGGAGUCAAUUCUUAUGUAACAGAUUAUGAACAAGGGUUUGUUACAAAGAAUCAGCAAAGUCAUUCAGUAUUUACUCUAUCUUCAGCAAACUCUGAUUCUUGUCAGCAUAGGAAAAACAAUUUAAAAAAGAAAUUGCAGCAAGAAAUCAAAGAAUCUAGAGCUGGUGGUAGCAAAGAUGGUCCAUGUCAGUGUAGGCUACACAUGAAAGCGCCCAAAAUUGAUGUUGCAGACAGUAGUGUGCAAGUGAAUAUACAGAAUAACGGUAAUUUAUCAUCUCAUGAGCACAAAAAGCAAACUAAAAAUGAGGGUAGCUGUAAAUCAUCCCCACGAGAAGCACCCGACACAGUUUCAGAUAUAAAGUAUGUAUGUUUAUGUGCCGAACAUAAUCUAGCUGCUCAAGGAUUACUUCCUAAUAUGUACAUAUAUAAGUGUUCUAGAAUCACUGAUGAGGACCUCGACUCGCCAUCUGCCGCCACAUGCAAUACCCCAUAUAAUAACAAUAAAAGUACCUGCUAUCAUGUUAGUCAACCUUCUACUUCUAAAGGUAGAGAAGAAAUUAGUAGUAAUAACAAAAGAGAUGGUGAUAAUACAGUUUAUUUAGGUUUUGGUGAUACAAAAAGAAAUACACAGUCAUCCCAAACUAACGUCAAUAUGGCAACUCGCCCUGGUGUUUGUGGAAAUAUUACAUCAUUGGACAGCAAAAGCAGUCAUAGGUCAAGGAAAUGUGAUCAGCAAAACAUUUUCUUACAUGAAGCAACUAGAUGCAUUCAAACUGAAAUAAGUAUUAAUACAAGAAUUUCAGAUCCUUGUUUGAAUGACAUUAACAUUGUCAGUGAAAGGGAAUGCUGCACAGUGGUUAAUGAAAAUUAUAGAAUGAUUUCAAAACCGAACUCUGACAAUGAGCUCAAUAAUGUCACUGAUUGUUGUGUUGAAAACAAAGAAUCUGAUAAACAGGUUGUUGCUAAAGAUUCCCAAACAGAUUGUAAUCUUUGCAUCAGAAGUAAUAAUUCAAAUAUUGCAAGAACUUUAGAAAAAGAGGUUCAAUCUGAUAUGGAAAUCAAUAUUGAACCUGCUUCCAGUGGAACGUCAGAAAAAAAUGAAGAUAAUUUUUCAAUUCCCAUAAAAGGAACUAACAUGACAUUGCUAGUUAGCAUCGGCGCGAAUAGAGCCCAAAGCGAUCAGAAAACUAGUAGAGAGAAAGUUUGGGAACAGAAAAAUAGUAGAACAGUAUGCGAGGGAACAACAACAGAAGAAAUAAAUGUUGCCGAAAAAGCAACUUGCCUUACAGAGGAAUGUUCAAAAGGGGUGCAGUCUCAGGAAACUCAAAUAUUUACUCCAAAAAGACAAUGUGAUAAUUCAUGCUCUUCUGUUAAAAGCACAACUGAAUGUUUUCCAAUUAAAGACAAGUUUAAUUUUAUGAAAAAGUCAUGCAUUGUUAACACUUGUAUUAUUGAUAAAAAAGCUGGCACCUAUCCUAGAACUGUUCAGAUAAAUGACUCUAAACCUAGACCUUUUGUUCGUAGCAAUACAGAUAGUGGUAGAUUUAUAGCUGCUUGCUACGAUCUGGGAAAUGACAAUGAACCUGAUAUAGGGAAUUCUGCACAAGAAGUACUUGGUUGUGGAUGUGCGGAAAACAGUGGAGACACCUAUGGUCAAGAAAGCAAGGACGUGGUUACCUGUGGAACAUCAGCGUCUGCACAAUCGUCUAAAAACUCUUGUGACUGCAAAGACCAAAGAGAAGCUUCAGAUGGUUUAGCACCUAGUUGUAAAUCUAGCUCCGAUAGUAGCAAGGAUCCCAUAGUGGACAUAAUUAAAGAUAUAACAAGACGCUAUUCAAAGAAGGAUGUUGAGAAAAGCAAGCGCAAAAAAUGUUUUAAAGAAAUUGUGACUGUUUUGAAUUAUUUACUGGACACUGACGACGGUGAGCAAAAUCACGUUAUAUCUGACAGCAGUUCUUCACGUGAAAUUCAUUGUCGUGAGGCCAUAGCGAAAACUAGUCUUCACAUGGAGAUCGCCUCUAGUACAAAACCUAUUGAAAUGGUUGAUAAAGGCGUACAAUUAAAUACGAGGAAAUCCAAAGAAAGUAAAUGUUGCGUAACAGAAUCGUCGGAAUUACCGUCAUCUUCUGAUACAGCAACCUGUAGAGUUUUAAAUAAGAUAAAGAAGGAGUGUGAAAAAUAUCACCAAAGACGAUGCAAAUGUAAUAAGAAGUAUGAUCUGUCUAGUAGCACAUCGAAUUGUAACCAGUGCCAGCAUGUGCACCACUGCCACUGUCGAUCUCAUAAGUGCAAAGGUAGACCAAAGAUAACGGAAAAGGUGAAGAAGAAAUGCUUGGCUUAUAAUUUGAUAAUACAGACAUCAGACAGUAUGGUCAGUGAUGAGAUCCCUAGUAAAAAUUGUAAGCCAUUACAACAUGUCGUUGUCAAAGUACCCCCAAAAAACAAAAUAGGUGCAAACGCACCUUUCAAGGAGGUUUAUGCGAAAAUCGAGAAAAAUAUACCAAGUACAAGCCCUCGUGGGUCUUUGUACCGUUCAAGGAGUUGUCCGAAUGAGAGUGAGGUGUCCAGUGAGUGUAACUGUACACCUGAGGAGUGCACAAAGAAAUGUAAAGGAUAUACAGUUAGGGAUUACUUGGAGAAGAACCGGCCAGAUUUCGUCGAGAGGAGUUCAGAUCGCCAGAACUGUUUGAAGACGAUAAGUGAAAAGAGAGCAAAUGAACGCGCUGCCAAGCGGCAGUUGCUGUCACUGCAACUGGAGCAACCACUGAGCGCAGCAGACGACGAUGAGCUGCGUCAGCUCGCCAAGGAGCUGGGGGCUCAGUUGAGGCGGAAGAAACUUGCCCCUAAAUUUAUAAGUGAAAAAGAAAUGAAGAAGCAUUCAGAGAAAAUUUACAAAUCACUACCCGAAGUAGUUGAAAAAAAGGAGCGGAGGAAAAAAGAAAAUAUUAAAAAGACCAACUUACUGAUGGCUUAUAUGUUUAAAAAGAAUCUCCAAAAGAAUACACUUCGUGGCGCUGUAAAUCUAUCAAAUUAUAGUACUGUCAUAAAAAUAUGACGCGAAACCACACUGGUGUUCAAACAAUUGUUCCAGUGUUCAAUGUUUUUGAUGUAUAUUAUUAAAUCCAUGUAUUUUUAAUAACGAUUGUUAAUUUUUCAUUGUCUUUUUGCAAUUAAAUGUUUUAUUUUUAAA
Messenger RNA from Amyelois transitella, 5463 nucleotides. RefSeq names its product serine-rich adhesin for platelets. The coding region runs from base 178 to 5328 and encodes 1716 amino acids. The transcript has 6 exons. Lineage: Eukaryota; Metazoa; Arthropoda; Insecta; Lepidoptera; Pyralidae. The record is from RefSeq and is a predicted model, not a curated record.